Molecule: messenger RNA, 777 nt
Organism: Cynara cardunculus var. scolymus (artichoke)
Lineage: Eukaryota; Viridiplantae; Streptophyta; Magnoliopsida; Asterales; Asteraceae
Exons: 1
Coding region: 1-777 (258 amino acids)
Source: RefSeq, a predicted model, not a curated record
AUGGACAUGUUCUCUACAGAGAAUUCAAGCUUCAGUCCUCGAAUUUCAUUCUCCCAUAAUCUCGAUGACUUGCUCAUUGAAAGCUACCCAUCUCCAUCCAAUCCCAAUCCCAAUUCCAAUCCCAAUCCCAAAUCCGAUUUCGAUUUUGAUUUUUGCUUCACGGCUGAUCCGAUUCAAAACGAAACUUCUUCUGCUGACGAGCUCUUCUCCAACGGUCUGAUCCGUCGACCCAAUUGCGAUGAAGAGAACCAGUUGCUCGUCCCAAAUUCUUCUUCAACUGAUCAUGAGAUCUUUCGUGAAGGCCAAAUCCGUGAAGAAUAUCUUGAACAGAAAAGGAUAAAUUCUUCUUCAACACCAUCUAUGGAAAUAUCAAAAGAGAUUGUUUUGAUCGAAUCAAAAUCCUUUUGGAGGAUCAAGAGAAGUAGUAGUCUCCACUUUGAGAGCACCAAACAGAAGACUUCUUCAUUCUGGUCAUCGUUGCCACUUCUAUCUCGAAGUAACUCAACUGGGUCCGUCGAAAAAGAUGGUCAAAGCAAACAAAGUCAUCAGUUGCAGAAGAAGCAAAGCAAGAACUCAUCAAUGGCGGUUUAUAGUUCUUCGAUGAAGCCGCCAUUGAAGAGGAAUCAUGGAGGAACGUAUGAUUAUGGGACUCGGAUUACUCCAGUUCUUAAUGUUCCACCUCCUUUCGUUUCAAAAGGUGCUGCAAAUCUUUUGGGAUUGGGUUCUUUCUUUGGCCAUGGCAGUGAUGAUCAGAAGAACAAGAAACAGUCAUGGUAA